This is a messenger RNA of Ostrea edulis (European flat oyster), 5490 nucleotides long. RefSeq names its product testis-specific serine/threonine-protein kinase 4-like. Gene Ontology annotation, cellular component: cytoplasm. Gene Ontology annotation, molecular function: tau-protein kinase activity; ATP binding; protein serine/threonine kinase activity. The coding region runs from base 3651 to 4568 and encodes 305 amino acids. The record is from RefSeq and is a predicted model, not a curated record. Gene Ontology annotation, biological process: protein phosphorylation; intracellular signal transduction; microtubule cytoskeleton organization. The transcript has a single exon. NCBI's taxonomy places the organism in Eukaryota, Metazoa, Mollusca, Bivalvia, Ostreida, Ostreidae.
UGAAGUAUUACAUGUAGGUAAAUCUCCGAAGUCUAUAAGUUAUAAAACUUUGAGCACGUUUUCAUCCUCGAAUUCCGUGUUCUAAAUCGUACACAUGCUCAAAAGUGAAGGUUAUAAAACUUUUAUAAAAUCAUUCUCAUACUCAAAUGGAGUACAUGCUCAAGAUUUUUCGAGUAUGCUUCGGAGCUUGCUCAGAGUUGUACUCAAAACAAACAUGGUUGAGUUUCAGUAUGUCAGUAUGAGUAAUAUCCAGCCAUCUCUGAGAAAUCGUGUCGGCAAAAAAAGGGGAAACUCUAUUUAAAAAGUUUCAUAACCUCCAAACCUCCUGUCAAAAUCUCGUACAUGCAGACCCUUGUGUAAACAAAUGUGGUAGAUCCUACACAGCAUGAGGAUGCUUGCAUAUAAAUUUGAUAAUUUGCAACCUUGUAUUUCUACGUAGCAGGGCCCCUACUGGCCCGCAGUCUGCACUAUAAAUCUACACCAUCGUCUUAUAGUUCUAGAGAAAACGAUCUUGAAAGCAGAGUGUUCCAUGCAUCCCUAUAUGUAAUUUUUUUUUAUUUGAACCCCUAUUGGGACCCUCCUUGGUCCCGCGGCUCCUAGUUUAAAUGAUAUUUAAACUUUAUUAUGAAAUGGAGCUUUCAUAUAAAAUUUGGCUAUGCUGCUUGUUUGAUUCAGCGUUCUUGAGAAGUAAGUUUUUUUUUAAAUACCACUUCCUGGUAUUACACCUCCUUUAUUAUCUCCCUUUCGAAUAUGACAUGAACUUCGAUUUACCCCAGAGUACUUUAUGGCAGAUUUGGUUGAAAUUGGCCCUGUGGUAGGUGUGAAAAGUUUAUAGACAGACGGACGGACAUAAGACAACAGACAAAAUUUGAGACUGGUUCAAGUGAGCUAAAAGGGUACAUUUUCGUAUCCAUGCAUUGUCUCAAGCCGCGGCUGACGGGUUCACUACAUAGCUUUAGCCAUGUCUUGCGACGAUGAGACACAUGAAAGGCGAAGAUAACGAACAGUGACCAAUCUCAUAACUCCUACCAGGAAUACAAAAUGGAAAGUUGGGCAAACACGUACCCCUGGAUAUACCAGAGGUGGGAUCAGGUGCCUAGGAGGAGUAAGCACUCCCUGUCGACCAGUCACACUCGCCGUGAGCAAUGCUAGCUUGUAUCCAUAUGACAGUUCACGAAUGGUCAGUGGUAUAUGAAACGUGUCCCACUUUUCUAUUACAGUUAUAUAGUUUAGUCUGUGUCCCAUAAGAAUUUUUGUACUUUAUAUAUUCGUCAAUCAUAAAUUGUUUUCAUAAUUAUUGCAUUGUAAUUUUCAUGAAAUAUUAAGAAUAACUGCAGACUUUGUGUUUUAGACAUACAGUGUACAUCUGAAACGUGUGGUGGCAUACUUCUACCCCCUACAUGAUAAAUGUCAACAACAGCAAGAUAUUUAUGUUGACAUGCGACCUAUUUACCGGUAUGUCAACAACAGCAAGAUAUUUAUGUUGACAUGCGAUUUAUUUACCGGUAUGUCAAAAUGCAAGAUAUUAUGUUGACAUGCAAUUCAUUUAUAUGUCAACUUGCACAUGCAUGAUAUUUAUGCUGAUAUCCGACUUAUUUAUGUCAACCUGCAAGAUAAUUAUGUUGACAUGCAAGUUAGCAAUCUUUAUCAAAAAUCUAACGCCAGAAUCUGAAUCAGAAUCAUCGAAUAUGUAAGAUGCAUGUGACAUAAUUAUUUUGAAAUGCGACUUAUUUGAUGUCCAAAUGCAACAUGUGACUUAUUUAUGUCAACAAGCAAGAUAGGUCGCAUGUCCAUAUAAGUACAGGUAUAUUGCAUGUCAGCAUAAACAAGUCGCAUGUCGACAUAAAUAAAUUGUAAGUCUACAUAAUGAUAUCACAUGUUGACAUAAUUGAGUCGCAUGCAUAUUAAUUGUAUCUUGCAUGACAGUAUGAUUUCAGAUAUUGGCGUGGCAAGUAAAUUUAUAAAUAUCCAAAGAUUGGUGGCUGGCAUGUCAAACAUAAUUACCUUGCAUGAUGGCGUACUUUUCACGCAUGCUGACAUAAUUUAUCAUGGAUGUUGGGGGCAGAAAUAUGUCACCAUAGAAACUGGUUUAUUUGAUUAAACGCUUAUUUUUACAUACAUUGUACAUGUAUUUAGUGGUGUUGUUUAACAGCUUGUAGACACUGCACAGACCACGUUUCCUCGGUGUGUGUAACGCUCAGCUUGUAAACACUGCACAGACCACAUUUCCUCAGUGCUUCAUUAAUUCCGUACUUCACAUGUAGCUUUGUUAUCAAGAGAGGAAGAAUUCUAUUGAUAUUGGGAUGGAAAGGUCAAUGUCAUUACGGGAGUUCAUAGAAAAUCAUUGCAUGCGAGGGGGUAUGUCCCGCCUGGUUAUGUACAUUUGAGUAUUCCCGAUGGACAAGGACUACAUUGUGCAAUUUUUUUUUACAAAACUUAAAAUUAUACGAUUAUCUGUGGGUUUUUUUUUUUUUUUUUUCUUCUUACAAAAAUAAUCUCAACGUUAUGGAAAUCAUUUACUUGUACCUAAGAAUUUUACUCUGAAUUUAUUUAUUUCAUGUACUUUAUCAUCCAGGGAUUAGAAUAAGACAAAUAUACCAUUAAUCAAAUACAUCCCGAGAUGAACUGCCUUUCAACUGGGGGCCCUCUGAUAUAAUUAUGAUGAAAUGUUCACGGAAAGUAGGCUAAUUACACGCCAGAACGGGUGGUGUGCAUCGACACACAAUUGCCGACACCUUUUUGGGGGCAAUUACAUGCAAGAUAAAAAGAUCUAUUUCAGAUAAACUGGGAACUCCCAUAAGUGUCCGUCCGACAUCGAUAUAAGGGAGGAGGGGUGUGCGUGUUAUUUCAACCGAAACCUUCAAAUGCAUUUACGAGUUAGACGAUUUAUGCGAUUUAACAGGCCCAGACAUACGAAGUAAUAUUUAUUACAAUAUAAACUUUAAAUCAUUCAAGAACUCCGCAUAUCGGAGAUGGAAAAUAAUUUUAGAAAAAGAAAUGGUAGAUUUAAAAAAAAAAAAAUACUAUGUAGGCCUAUAAUUCCAAUGUUAUUUAUUACAAUUGUUUUGAUUGGACAAAAAUAAUAAAAUCUGAACAAGAGUUUAUACAUCAAUAAAUCCAAAAAACGCGAUGGUGUCAUACACGCCUGAAAACAAAUAACGUAGUGCGGGGAAACUAUUCAAAUUUUUGCAAUCGUUGAUAAAGUGAAUGAAUUGGAAUUAUAAGAAUCAAACAUUCUUUUAGAAUAAAUUCGCACUUUUAUUCAGUUUGUGAGUAAAAUGUCCGGAGUUUACACAUCGAUAAAUUCUUCAAGAAGAAUGUUUAAUCCUAUAAAUAAGACAAGAAAAAGGCAACGAAAAGAGAUGUCACGAUGGCAGGGAUCUUGUGACGUCAUCAAAAUCAGAGGCAAUAAACUGAUUGUGACGUCACAAUGAUUAACAACAUCGUCUCAUCGAUAGCAAUAAUGUAACUUUGGGAAUAUAAUGGAAAAUGAAGGUUGUAAAACAAGAACUGAGGCUAAAGGCAAAGAUGAAAAUACAAGUACCUUUAAAAGCAAGGCAAACAAGCGUUUCCAGGUGACUAUUGUAAAUUUAUAAUCUUCCAAACAAACUCGGUAUCCAACUUUUAAAAAAAUCUAAAUCUUUGUAUAUAUGACCUCACUUUUAUUUAUUUUCCAGAUUUUAGAAACUCAGGGUUUUAUUGUGGGGAGAAUGCUUGGACAAGGUUCAUAUGCGAGUGUGAGAUCCGCUUUUGAUGCGAACCGAAGACACAAAGUUGCCAUUAAAAUUAUUUCAAAAAGAAAAGCUCCGGAAGACUUUCUCUGCAGAUUUCUGCCGCGGGAAAUUGAAGUGAUCAAAAUUCUAAAACAUCCUUGUCUCAUCUCGUUCUAUCAAGUCAUCGAAACCACAACACGCUUCUUUUUGGUAAUGGAGUUGGGCCAUGUUGAUAUGCUGGAUUACAUCAGGUGCAAGAAGGCUAUACCAGAAGUUCAGUGCGGGAUAUGGUUCCGGCAGUUUCACGAUGGCAUGGUCUACAUGCACGCAAAAGGCGUUGUCCACCGUGAUCUUAAAUGCGAAAAUAUUUUACUGGAUAAAGAUUAUCACUUGAAAAUUACUGACUUUGGAUUUGCUAAGAAGGUACCAACGCCCAAGAACUUGGAGGAGGUUCCCCCAAGUGAGACUUACUGCGGAAGCUUCGCGUAUGCUCCACCGGAAAUUUUAAUGGGAACACCAUACAACCCCUUUUUCGCCGAUGUGUGGAGCAUGGGGGUUGUUUUAUUCACCAUGCUAUACGGAAGACUCCCAUUCGAUGAUUCUAAUCACAAGAAACUCCUGAACCAGGUUCAAAAGAGGGUGGUAUUUCCCACCAAACCCGAAGUGUCGGAAGCCUGCCAAACACUCCUCGCCAAAAUGCUUUCAUUACUCCCCGAACGUGUGCUGUUAUCAAACAUUCAGUUUGAACCUUGGUUCAAAAUGUUUGAACAAGAGGAUGAUAAGAAAUCGGACAAUGAAGAGACAUUGAUAGAAACACAAAAUCUAACAUCAGAGCUAGAUGGCGAGGCAUCUUAAUCCGUGCUUUAGGUGGUCAAUGCAUAUCACUUUCUGGGAUCAGGAAAACAAACUACUUUCUCAAUAUUUUUUUCUCUCAUUUGAACUUACUUUUUUUUUUAAUAAUUAUUUGAAUUCUGAUAAUAACUUAAUAAUUAAAUCAUUAAACAAAUCACUAUUGUUUAUACAUUUUAUUUCCAUCAGACAAGCAGAAUGCUCCCAUAUUUAAUACCAUCUUGUUAACAAUUAAAAUAACCAACAAUUGUAGAAAUAUGACAGGACACAAAAUGGAUUUCACAAAUCACGAUCAUUUCUAAGGAAAUGUAAAGCUUACGGUACUGAACAGAAACUGUUUCAACUGAAGUUUCAUAUCAUGUAAAGCUUACGGUACUGAACAGAAACUGUUUCAACAGAAGUUUCAUAUCAUGUAAAGCUUACGGUACUUGACAGAAACUGUUUCAACAGAAGUUUCAUAUCAUGUCAAGAUGGAGACAUGGAAUAAACAGUGCAUUUUUUUUGUAUAAUGUAAAACCACAAAUUUAGACCUUCAGAAGAUUUGAAAUAUUAUACUAAAACUCACUUCAAUUUUCAAAAAUCUGUACACAAUUCAUACCUACAGCUGCAUUCGCACAUCAGCGAUAAAGCAUACGUCACUCACACGCAUUCACUCCCUCUCGCGUUUCAUGACGUCAUCGUCUGCGUACCCUCAUCGAGGACAAUGUUCAGAGUAUUUAGCACCAGCACGGUUAUAUACAGAGUUAUAUACAAAGUGUGUCAAUAUCAUAUACAAAGCAUGUAUUUACAAGUAGAUAUACAAUGCCUUUGUUUACAUCACAUACCUAUUAAUCACAUUGCUUUAGAAAUAAAUGGAAAUUAAAACUAUAUGACAUAUUUACAAUCGUGUUAUUGUUCGACUUAUCAACAUACUUUCAUUGAACAAGAU